This is a messenger RNA of Rosa rugosa (rugosa rose), 1809 nucleotides long. RefSeq names its product AAA-ATPase At2g18193-like. The record is from RefSeq and is a predicted model, not a curated record. The transcript is spliced from 2 exons. Bases 43 to 1605 code for a protein of 520 amino acids. Gene Ontology annotation, molecular function: ATP hydrolysis activity; ATP binding. NCBI's taxonomy places the organism in Eukaryota, Viridiplantae, Streptophyta, Magnoliopsida, Rosales, Rosaceae.
GCUCUCUAUCUGGAAACACUUCAGAAAAUUAGAGAAAUUAAGAUGGAGGGGCAAUAUUGUGAUGACCACAGCAAUUUCAAUUUCAAAGGUAUGAUGCCCACAGCUAUAUCCUCCUUUUUCUCGGCCUAUGCUCCCUUUGCUGGUUACAUGUUUAUGCUCAAAUCCAUGAACACCAAUUUCCUCCCUUACGAGUUUAAAUCAUACAUAUACUCAUACCUACAAUCAAGCCUCAGCUACCUCCUGGACCCUCUAGCCAAUCACAUAACUCUCCUCAUCGACAACCCUAGGGAUCACUACUCGGACGAAAUUUCGCAGCGCAACCUAGUCUAUGAUGCUGCUGAGGUCUAUCUUGCCACCAAGAUCAACCCGAAAACCCAAAUCUUUCGAAUCAGCAAAGCACCGAAACAAAAGGUCCCCAUCAUUGUUGUUACCACCACCCAAGAAAUCGCCGACACUUUCGAAAACAUUCAAGUAAAGUGGCGCAUGAUCUUCCCUGAAGAAAAAGACCGUCACAGUCACUACAGUAGGCUCAAUAAGAGCCGCUUUGAGCUAACAUUCCACAGGAAACACAAAGACAAAGUUAUAAACUCGUACAUCCCCUAUGUAUUGGCUCGGGCCGAGGCUAUCAAAGAUGCAGAAAAGACUCUAAAGCUUUAUAGUUACAAUAGUAAACGUUCCUCGGCCCAUUACUUUAAACCUUCUGGUGGACGCUCUCAAGGUAGUGAUGACGAUGAUGACUUUGCACCUUCUUCAGGCAAUUGGAGUUGCGCGGAUAAUGAGCACCCAGCUACUUUCGAGACAAUAGCAAUGGAGCCGGAGCUGAAGAGAAUUAUCAUAGAUGAUUUGGAAAAGUUCGUGAAGAGGAGGGAGUUCUACAAGAGAGUUGGCAAGGCUUGGAAGAGAGGCUACUUAUUGUUUGGUCCACCCGGCACUGGAAAAUCCAGCUUGGUAGCGGCCAUGGCUAAUCAUCUCCGUUUUGAUAUUUAUGAUUUGGAACUCACUAGCAUUUCCAGCAACGAUCAAUUGAGGAAGGCCUUGAUGUCUACUACGAAUCGUUCUAUUGUGGUGUUUGAGGAUAUUGAUUGCAGCAAGGAAUCCGUAAACCGGGAAUCAGCAGAGAGCAAGAACUUUAUGGUUUCCAAAGCCGAAUCCAAGUUUACACUCUCGGGUCUGCUGAAUGUCGUUGAUGGUCUGUGGUCAAGUUGCGGUGAUGAGAGAAUUAUUGUGUUCACCACCAACCACAAGGAGCGGCUAGACCCUGCAUUGUUGAGGCCUGGUCGAAUGGAUGUACACAUUCACAUGUCGUAUUGCACCCCAAGAGGGUUCAAGACCUUAGCCUCGAACUACCUCGGCAUUCAGGACACCAGCGAACAUCGCCUGUGUGGAGAAAUUGAAGCAUUGAUGGAGAACACAAACAUCACCCCUGCAGAGGUUUGUGAGGAGCUUAUGAGGGGUGAUGGUGAUGAUGCUGAUGCUGCUCUUGAAGGACUUGUCAAUUGCCUUAAGUGUAAGAGGCUCGAGACCAAAAAAAUAGAGGAAGAAAACAAAGAGGCAAAGAGGCAGAAAACAGAUAACAAUGCGUCUGAAAUUUCCGAGAAUUGGUAGAAUUGAUAGCAUAAGAUACGGAUUGAGUUGGAAUUGUUUUUUCGAUCGGUACUAGUUUGAGGUGUCUUUGUCAAGCUAUUGAAUAGAUUGUAUUUGUUUUAGUUUUUGUUGAAGCUCAAGCUCGAUCAGUUGCUUGACUGGAACACUUUACAUUGAUAAAUAGAUAUUUAUAUGUUUAGAUCGAUCAUUGUUUUAAUUCCAAAG